AUGGUGGUGAUGCAGAUGGCGAGGCCAACACCCUCCUUUCAGCCGAUUCCUUUCUCUUCAUUCCAAUGUGGGGCGUAUUCUUCCCAGGCAGCCGGUGCGGGCUACUACAAGAUCUCAGGAGGGUCUAUGAAGAGCGUUUCGAGAACCUCUCCACAGACCGCACCAUCUGCUACGGCGCAAGCUGUGCCACAAACCGUGUCCACUGCGCCGACCACACGAACUGUGCCCCAGCAAUCCUCGCGAUCAGGGCCUAGUUGGCAGCCGCCUGCACAAAGUGUGCCACAGGCAAAUGCACGACCAGUGGCAAGUUGGCAACCUUCUGCAAAAACAGUGUCGCAGCCGGCAGUGAAAAGUGUCAGGCAGGCAGCUCGACAGAGCAUAGCUGCAGCACAAGCAGUGCCAGAGCCAGCUGCACAAACAGUGCCACAGCUGGCUGCACAAAAAGCGCCGCAGCCGGCUGCACACAAAGUGCUCCAGCCAGCUGCCCAAACAUUUUCUCAGCCUGCUGCACAAACAUUACCACAGCCAGCUGGACAAAGUAUGCCGCGGCGCCCACGAGCAGCUUCCACUAGUUCCGAGGCAACCGUUUUGCCAGAGGAUGCUCAGGGUGGUGUUGAAGCUGAAGUACGACGCAUAGUGAAGCACGUUUGCCCCACGUGCUCGCAGUCUUUUGCCAGCCACGAGGACGUACGAACGCACUGGCUGGAAAAGCACACGGCCAAAGACAAGGGAACCCAAGAAGCUGCCAGCGAAGAAGCCAAGGUGGAAACGCAAGGCAGUGGCAAGCAGGACCCGUUGUCCCCGCCAUCUGACGCAGCAAAUCCAUUUGAGUCCGGUGUUGGGGAAUCUGAGCCUUCCGCUAAGCAGACUGAUGACACCAUGCGAGCCAAGAUUGUUGAGGUCGAUGAGGAGGGCAAGCCAGUGAUUGUGCGGCAGCAGGAUGAAAGUGCACCUGGAGGUGUACGCACAAUCAUCACUCAGGAGGAUGGCUCAUGCAGCGCAUUUGGAGAGGCGAUCGUCUCGUCUUUGCUAGCACAGGGACAGACCAAGGUGAUGGCUUGGAUUUCGAGCAUGGACGCCCGGAACCUGCGUGGCCUGGUCAAUGAACUUAGUGAGAGGUUCUUCGACAUACAAAGACACCUUUGCGAUUGUAAAGCUGAGUUGGAGGAGAAGAGACGUUUGCGCGGCCUUUCCAUGUUCAGUUUGGAUGGCGACUGCACCGAGAAGGAUCUGGAUGUUGCUUACCGAAGAUUGGCCCGUACUAUGCACCCUGACAAGAACGGUGGCACAGAGGAAGCCAAAGAGCAGUUUCAGACCAUGAGGGCCAGCUACGAGGAGCUGAAGGAGCAAUUUGAACAGGGAAAAAUUGGAAAGGCUCAAAGUUCUGAAAAGGAUGCUCCUCCUUCGCCGGAGUCGACGCCGGAGGAUGAAAAUGAUACGCAGAAUGAGACACCGAAGGAAGACCCAGAAGUGCCAGCGCCCGACGCGGAGAAUACCGAGGACGGUAGUGACACCAGUCCCAACGCCAACAAUGCUGGAGGUACAAGCAACAAGUCGAGCGGCCAGGAGACCAUCUUCUAUUGCCGCUCUGAAGACUUGAGUGCUCUGCAAGGGGCUGUUUGCAAGAUCCUUGAGAAGGCGGCUCAAAGGUUCGAACGAAGGGCACUUGGUGAGGCUGGAGCAAUCUUGGCGCGUACUAUUGGUAUGCUAUUGUUUACCUUAGCGCUUGAUGAUGUACCGUUGGCCUUUGCAUCUUCGCAGAUGAUCUAUGCCUUGGUGUGGCUUGGGUGGAUUGCUUGGCCCUUCCUGUGGCAGAAGGAUUCCAGUUGGAGACCAGCUGUCACAAAAGAAGGUUUUGUGUCCAAGCAUCAUCAGACCCUCUUCUGGGAAUUUGCUGGGAUGGUGAUGCUGAAGUUAGGUCUGACAGAGGGCGAGAAGAUUCUAUUGAUGGUUCUCUUCAACGCGCAGCAGUGGGGCGUGUUUGGAUUGGUCUCGAACCUGGGAUCCAUAGUCCUACGACUGCUUUUUGCGCCCAUUGAGGAAAUUGCCUACAGCGUCUUCUCGGCAGCUUCCCUUGACCCUGAGAAGCCUGAUAGCCGGAAAGCGCAAGUGUCCCUGCUCAGAGCGCUUCUGCUGCUUCAAGGAGGAGUUGGUUGGCUCGGCCUUUGCUUCGGGCCCAGCUUUGCGGAGACCGCAGUUCGCAUUUUGUAUGGUCAAGAGUGGGCCGCCUCCGAGGCACCGGCAGUGUUAGCUGCGUACUGCGCAUUUCUCUUCUUUGCCGCCCUCAACGGCAUCUUUGAAGCUUUCAUGUACUCACAGUGCUCUCCUGCAUGGGUGAGACAAUGCAACUUUUGGCAGGUGGGCAUCUCCUUGGUUCUCCUGCUGGUCUCCUGGGUCGGCCAAAGUGCUGGCCCCAUAGCCUUGGUGCUGGCGAACAGUUUGGCGAUGCUGCUGCGUGCAGCCCUAGGAUGCAUCUUCGCCUACCGUCAUUUGCAGCCUUCGUGGACGGAGCUUCGUUUGGGGCCCGUGGGUCAGCUGUUCUGUCUUCUGGCCCUGGGGAGCCGGGCCAUCGAUGAGCUUGAUGCAGCUGUGGGGCCGACGGACAGGCCAGGCGAUUCCAGUACAGAGCCUUGUGCAGUGUGCGGCGGACCCACUGUCUUAUGUUGUUCUGGCUGCGAGGACAUCUUCUACUGUUCGGUAAAUUGCCAGCAGAAGGACUGGGCAAGGCAUCGCCUCACAUGCAACAAGAAGUCCACCCAGGUGGCUCAGCAAGUCUCAAAGGCGCUAGCUCCGGUGAUCCCUGCCGAACCGCAGGAAUUACCGCUAUACAAGCAAGAGAUUGCUCUGGCAGGUAAAGAGCAUGCUGUAAGAGGUGCAGAGGAGAAGCGGGAACGGCUGCGAGGAGCAGCAGUGGCUGCCUCCAGGGAUAGACGCUACAUGGAUGUGCUUGACUCGGCCAUGCAAGCUUACCAGAUGGGCUCCGCCGAAACUCGUCGACGCACUGCUGGAGAGCCAGAUGUCGAUCUGAAUCAGCUGAUUGAGUUGCUACUGCUGGCACGUGCUACCCAUGUUGCUGGUGAGCAUGCAUCAGGUUUGAAGUACUUGGACCAUUUGGCGAAGAUGGUGGACGGUUUGACUGGUGCUGAUGGUAACCUGCCAGUUUUCCAUCCUUGUUCCGCUGCGACGUUGCUGCUUUGCACAGCAGAGCUGUGCACACUCUUUGGUCAGCAGGAGCGUGCCACUGAUUACAGCAGAGCCUACAUGGCCAUGGCAAGACUUGCGCAUGGGGAGGGAUCUCCUGCGGUGGGUGAUGCCUACGGAUUUCAUGCGGCCCUGCUGGUACGCCGGGGAUGCUUGGAGGAGGCAUUGCAUCACGCAAUGAUGAUGCUUCAGGUGAGGCAAAGAUGUGGUGAUGACAAGUCCAUCGCAGAUGCUCAUUGGAACAUUGGCGCCGUGCUUCGAGAACUUCACCAGUACAAAGCUGCCAUUGAAAGUUUGGAGGCUGCCAGAGAGAUCUACUCAAGGUGUUCUGGAGAGGGCCUGGACAGCUCCCAGGCUGACAUUGCGACGGCAUCGGUACUUCAAUUGCUCGGUGAACACCAACGAGCUGUUGAAAUUCUUCGGCAAGCAGUGCGAGCCAGACAACGCACCUUUGGCUUUGCCAAUCUCGAGACGAAGCGGGCAGCUGAACUGCUUGCAGAUGCAGAGGCCAAGUUGCAUCAUGAGGCGGAAGCUGGACCUUGGCGGAUGCCAAUUUUGACUUCAACAGAACUUACCGGACCCUUCUGA
This is a messenger RNA of Cladocopium goreaui, 3789 nucleotides long. The record is from the annotation of a GenBank genome assembly. Lineage: Eukaryota; Dinophyceae; Suessiales; Symbiodiniaceae.